AUCUUUCGAGCAGACGAAACAAUAAGCCCAACAACAGAUUGUAAGAACAUGGUUUCGUAACUUUUGACUAGUGUGUUCUGUUCCUUGUUAGCGAAAUGGAUAUGGAAAUCAACAAAAAACUCCUUCCUAUGAAGGCUCAUUAUUUCUUUUUCAACGCCGGCCUUGCACCUCUUAUGCCCUUCAUUCCAACGUACGCCCGGCAAUUAGGCGUAUCUCAAGUCGGAGUUGGGUUAAUGUAUACGGUGUUCCCCUUUGUUGGUCUUCUAGCGAAACCACUCUUUGGCACUAUUGCAGAUAAAUUUAAAAUUGGCAAACAAAUAUUUAUCACAGCUAUCAUUUUUACUGCCAUAUUCUUUACAAGCAUCUACUAUGUUCCUGCCAAAACCAGUGAAGCAAUUAUUGAUUUCGACUGCAGCAUGAUGACAUUAUUAAAAACGUGUGAAGUAAGUGACAACUGCACACUCACACGAAUUAAUUUGGAAAAUCCUGACAUGAUGUCAGCUAUGGAGUGCACGCUAACCUGCCAUUCACUAGAAAGCCAAUUUCUCGAAGAGAUGUGCGAAACCUGGAAUGUUACUGAUGUUUGUAACAAAAAUGUAACAUCAAUUGAAAUGAAGACCUAUUCAAAUAUGAGCAAGGCACUGUUGGAACAAACAUGUCUCUAUUUCCCUGUAGAAAGUAUUACGCUAAAUGAAACCAAAGUAGAAAAUCCCUACUGUAAAACAGCAUCUUCAAUGAAGUGUAAUACAGUGUGCAACAGUGCAACUGUGAUGAGUUAUCUUCAGAAACCUCUUACAGAAACUCCACAGGAGCCAUACUAUUCAACCGUCCAAUUUCAAAUGCUAUUUGGCCUAAUGAUUGGUGCUUGGGCUAGCACUGCAGUUGUUGUUAGCUUAGGAGAUAGCAUCUGCUUUAAUUUACUGGGGAGCAAACCGCAUGAUUAUGGAAGACAAAGGUUAUGGGGUGCACUAGGUUGGGGUAUAUCGGCAAUUUUUGCCGGAUAUCUCAUCGAUUCAGUGAGCCAUGGAAAAAACAUGAAAGAUUACACGCCAAGUUUCAUAUUAGUAUUUAUCAUGUUAACGAUAAAUGCAAUUUCUGUAUCCAGAAUCAAGAUUGAUUAUCGUCAAGAGCCUUACGCAUUUCAAAAAGUUGUGUCCCUUUUCAAAGACGUGAAAGUUGUGCUAUUCCUAUUCAGUUGUAUCACAUUCGGAAUUUGCAUAGGUUCGAUUUGGCAAUUCCUUUUCUGGUAUUUAGAAGAUCUUGCUUCAGCCCAAGGAUGUGAUUCUUUGGAGUGGAUCAAGCUUUUGGAAGGCUUAGCCAUGGGCAUUCAGUGUUUUGCCGGCGAGGCCCCCUUUCUGUUUUUAUCAGGGUGGUUCUUGAACAAACUUGGUCACGUUCACACCAUGACCAUGAUUUUGUUAGUUAUGGGCUUUCGCCUUAUAUGUUAUUCUUUUCUAACUAACCCAUGGCUCACGUUACCGAUAGAAUUACUAAACGGAUUAACGCUAGGCGUAUAUUGGUCAACGAUGACAUCUUAUGCCUACCUAAUAGCUCCACCUGGAGCCGGUUCAACUUUACAGGGUAUAUUCGGAGCUCUUUUUGAAGGCAUAGGUACGGCAGUGGGAAGUCUUUUAGGUGGUUUCAUUUUCCAAAACUAUGGAGGAGCUACCAUGUACCGUUCCUUCGGAAUUUACACGCUAGUUUUUGGUAUUCUCUACUCAUCCAUCCACGCCUUUAUGGACCGAAGAAAUAAAUUGACACGUAAAGCAUUGGCGACUGGCAUUGAAGAUUAUUCAAGCACAGAAUCCUACAGUCGUGUAAAUCAUGGUCCUGAUGAUCGACUGUAAUACUAGAAAACGUAAGGAGUGUUCGUCGUUCGCAAUUAGCAUCAACGGAUUCCUAGUAAGGAUACAUGGGUGACCUGACGAAAGAGCUCCAAACUCGGAAUUAUUCGGGCUCCACUCGUGAUCUCCACUCUCGUCUGCGUUUUGUUAACGCAAUUAAAGGGAACACAAGUAGUCUAUUCUUUACUAUAGCGAAGCCUUUCAUAUCAAAAGGGAUUCAUAACUAGAAAUUUUCAGCAUGGGAUGUUCACAUUUAUUUUAUGAACAAUUUAGUACAAGAAAUACUUUACA
Messenger RNA from Daphnia carinata, 2135 nucleotides. RefSeq names its product major facilitator superfamily domain-containing protein 6-like (gene Sugb). Gene Ontology annotation, cellular component: membrane. NCBI's taxonomy places the organism in Eukaryota, Metazoa, Arthropoda, Branchiopoda, Diplostraca, Daphniidae. The transcript is spliced from 10 exons. The record is from RefSeq and is a predicted model, not a curated record. Bases 96 to 1847 code for a protein of 583 amino acids.